Molecule: messenger RNA, 5470 nt
Organism: Varanus komodoensis (Komodo dragon)
Lineage: Eukaryota; Metazoa; Chordata; Lepidosauria; Squamata; Varanidae
Gene: IMPA1
Product: inositol monophosphatase 1
Exons: 12
Coding region: 2512-3333 (273 amino acids)
Biological process (GO): signal transduction; phosphatidylinositol phosphate biosynthetic process; inositol metabolic process
Molecular function (GO): inositol monophosphate 1-phosphatase activity
Source: RefSeq, a predicted model, not a curated record
AUGCAUUGGCAUAGAAGUAAAAUGAAAUAAAUAAUACUCAUUUCUAAAUAAAUAAUACUUAUUUUUGUAUUUAAUAAGGACUGUUUUAACUGAAACUAUAAAAGAUUAUUUUAGUAAUUGCAGUUUUUUCUGGAUGACAGUACAACGUAAGGAAAAAUUUGGACUAUACAUCAUUAAAGAAGGUAGAAAAGAACAGAAUAGCACUGGUAAACAUUUAGUUCCUCUGAGAUACAUUUAUAUUAUAUAAUGAUAUCACUCACAAUCUUUCCAUUUUUUUGUUUUGCACAAUUGUUAAAAUGCUAAGGACCCCUCCUUUUCACUUGCAUUAAAACCUAAGCUACAUUAUUUUUAUUUAUUAUAUAAACUGCACCCAAUAAUUCCAAACAGGAGUCCCUGAGCAUAUUAUUACACAUUAUUCAAAAUAAACUAGAAUGGAACUUAACAACUGAUUUGUAGAAAUCCAAGUCUUGAAUGCUCAUGGAUGUUUCUAUGCUUUCUCAAAGCUCAGGCUGAAUAAAUGUGAUUUUUUUGUGCGGGUUUUUGUUUGUUCUUUGCAGGACAUCUUACCAGUUAUACUUCCAAACAUUUCAUUGAGAAAACAAUUAAACAAGACAUAUUUCAUGUAAUCUGUACUCAGAGCAUAUAUGCUAAUACUAACUCCAAUUCUGCAUGUGUUUUGUUCCUCUAGAUCAGCAGUGGGUAGAAAUAGGAUCUACUGGGACAUCUCAGGUUGGUCUGAAUGUUAGCAAGAAUUUCUGACUCCAAAAUAUUCAAUAAUGGCAGCAACAAAAUGACUUCCUUUGCCUGCCACCACAAAAAAAUAGACUGCCAAAAUGAAAUCCUUCGGUUAGGGCACAACCAGGAAUGGAUUUUUAUACUGGACUGUGAGGUCUAUUCAAUUGUGAUACUUAAAUCCCUGAAUACUUCAGUUUUGUGAUCCAAAAUCCAUAGUACUGUAACACUUUUAAUAGGCCAACUCAGAUGAUACCAAGUACUGUGCAAGCUUUCGGAUUCUCUAGAAUUCUUCUUAAAGGUGGUAAACAAAGUAAAAAAUUGUGGGUGGGUGAUGUUCUUUCCAUGAGUGUGUUGCGUUUGGAAUUCUUCCCUCAGCAGGAUGCCAUACCUCCCCAUUUGGCUUAAUAUGCAUUUGGCUUAAUAUGAUCUAGCACCUGCUUGUUCGUCAUCCCUGCUGUCCAUGGAAUGGCAGGAGCCUCCACCAACACCACAGCUCAAAUGAGUCAAUUUUUCUCUUGUCUAAUUUUUUCAUUGUCUGACUUUCACAGAUGUAAAUUGCUAUCAGAAAAGCAAUCAUUUGGACCUGUCAGCACUUGGUUGCCAAGCUGAGUGUUUUUUCACACUCGAUUCAUAUUUGUCAUUGCCACAGGACCUAAUGAAAUUCAUUGACUUAUUUCUGGACUGCGUUCAGCCCUGCAAGUAAUCAUCAACUGCCCAGUAUGGUGACCCAAAGCAAAAAACAGGAAAGAGUGUCUUAGUGAUACUCCUUGAUUUCUUAGCAGCAUUUGACAUUAUCAUUUAUGGUAUCUCCUGGUCAGUUUGAGUUGGGAGUCACUGUUUUGCUCGGACCUAGCCAGCCAUUUCCAGAGGAUGGUGCUUGGGGGAAGGGGUUACUGCUUUACUCCUUGGUGUGUUACUAUGCUAACACACAACUCUCCUUUUCCGUAUCAGCUCGGUGCAGUUAUAGAGAUGCCAAAUUGGAUGAUCCUCAAUAAACAAUCCAGACAAGCCAGGCUGUGCUAUUACAUUGUUCCUCUGUCUGGAUAAGGAAUGCAAUCAGUUCUGGAUAGGAUCACACUUGCCUUAAAGGAGCAAAUGUGCAACUUGAAAAUAAAAAAUCUUCGUUUUCGCUAGACUCGGCAAAAUCUACCAAACAGAUCUCAAGGCAAAACAGUAGGAAGAGAGCAGUGGAAUCAUUUAGCUACUGGUCCGACGAACUAUAUUCUGUAAAUACAAAUCUCCCAUUCCAGUUAGUAUUGAUGAGGAACUCUGAAACAAUACUCUGACAAAAUGGUCUAAGACCACGAAUUAAUGUUCUCAUUUUGCACAUGAGAAGAGCGGAAGAAAACAAUGAGCCAUGACAAAGAUUUACUAUUUAAUCUUGUUUUGUUUGUAAACGACCAGGACGCAAAACCUUGCCGACGCACUGCAAAUUAGAUCUGCCAGAAGAUCCGCGUCUACCUUCACUAAGUCCUUCCCUAAAGGAGCCACCGUAGCUGGGCCGCUAGCGUCUUUCAUGGGCUAGUUCUUCACCAGCUCCCAGGAAAUAUCCGGAAGCGCAAAAGCCACCAGACUGCGCCGGAGCGAGCAACUUGAGCCGCCUUCGGGGCAUCGAGGCUCGCCUGCCCCGUCGCAGUAACGGAACUAGCCGCGCCGUAGCCGCUACGCGGUUGGGUCACGCUGGCGCCUGCGCAGUGCGUCCCCUGGAAAUCGUCACGGCCCGGGUUUGCUAGCGGUUGAGAGCAGCCGGAGCGACUCGACUUCCUGACGAUAAAGAUGGCUGAUCAUUGGCAAGAAUGCAUGGACUUUGCUGUGACUUUAGCAAGAAAAGCUGGAGAGGUCAUCCGGGAGGCACUGACAAAGGAGAUAGAUGUCAUGAUUAAGAGUUCUCCAGCAGAUCUAGUAACAGUCACUGAUCAAAAAGUGGAAAAUAUGAUUAUUUCUUCUAUAAAAGAAAAAUACCCUUCUCACAGCUUUAUUGGAGAAGAAUCAGUUGCAGCUGGUGCAGGAAGUACCUUGACAGAUAAUCCCACUUGGAUUAUUGACCCUAUUGAUGGAACUACUAACUUUGUCCACAGGUUUCCUUUUGUGGCAGUUUCAAUUGGCUUUGUUGUAAAGAGAGAGAUGGAGUUUGGAAUUGUGUAUAGCUGCGUAGAAGACAAAAUGUAUACUGGGAGGAAAGGAAAGGGAGCGUUCUGUAAUGGGCAAAAGCUCCAAGUAUCACAACAGCGUGAUAUUGCGAAAGCACUCUUAGUGUCAGAGCUGGGAUCCAACCGUGAUCCAGAAGUUAUAAAAACGGUUCUUUCUAACAUGCAAAGACUUCUCAGCAUUCCUGUGCAUGGGAUUAGAGCGGUUGGGACAGCAGCCAUAAAUAUGUGUCUGGUGGCAGCAGGAGGAGCGGAUGCCUAUUAUGAGAUGGGAAUUCAUUGCUGGGAUAUGGCAGGAGCUGGAAUUAUUAUUAUGGAAGCAGGUGGAGUACUGCUAGAUGUCUCUGGAGGACCAUUUGAUUUGAUGUCCAGAAGAAUAAUUGCUGCCAACAGCCAAGUAAUAGCAGAGCGGAUAGCAAGAGAGAUUCAGGUGAGGCUGUGGAUCUGCUAAAUCAAUGCCUGGCUACAACACUGGACUGAAUGAGGACUAACAAACUGAAGCCAAAUCUGGACAAGACUGAAAUGCUAUUGGUGGAUUAUUCUUCUGACCUUUUUGCACUUCCCCGGAAGGAGCAGGUUUCUAGCUUUGGUGUUCUCGGUGAUCCAUCUUUGCUACUUGAGGCUCAGUGGCAUGGAGCACCUUCUGCCACCUUGCCAUGCAUAUCUGGAUAGGGAUAGCUCAGUAUAAGGCAGCUUCACAGGUUUUGUUUCCCUCUGCUGUUUUUCCAGCUAUUCGAUGUGUCGUCGUCAUUCCCCCACCCGCACAGAGAAAAAGCACAUCCAUAUGUGAUGUGUGGCAAUAAAUAGAAAACUGGGCUAUUUUGAUGGUUCAGUUGGAUGAUGGAUGAAUUUAGUUGACUGAUGUCCUCUCUAAUCAGUCUUCCAUGACUGUGUAUAUUGAGCCAAAGUUUACACACAUAUCAUGGCUAUACAGAUUCCGGGAUUAACUGGGAGGAAGAAAUUCAUCAUAUUUUCACCUAUUAAUUUUCUUCUGAUAGUUACAUGGUUGCCAUUCCUCUUCACAGGAAUCAGAGCAUAACUGUCCCUCGUUAUGAUGUUGUAAAAAGAAGGCAAAUGAUAACAAGGAAGAUGCUUAUCUCAGUUCCUGAUGACUAAAUGAACUAAUAGUGUCACCCACUUCCUCUUACUUCACUCAUAACUUAUCUUUCUCUAGCGGAAGUUCUGAUGAUUAGCAGACUCCAUUAUCAAAAUAUUCUAUUUCCUAUUCUAAGGCAUGGGAAUAGUAUUUAGAGAGAACAGUAAUAUUAAACUUGGCAUGCCUAUUAUCCAUUGUUGCUCUUCCAACCUUUGGCCCAAUCUGAAUGAGCUCUCAAGAUCCAUGGCAUGGCAGAAUCAUUGCAGCACUGCAGAUAAUCACAACCCGGCCAGGCUCCUGCUGAUAACACCUAUUCCUACACAUGGGACAAAAGAAGUAAGAAAUGGCAUCCUCCUUUUUAAGAAGAAUUCAUCAUGAAUGUGGAAAAACAUGUUAAUGACAGCAUCAUAAUCAAAGAAGUCAGGGAUGAUAUAAAAUCACCUUCUAUACUUGAAUGUUUUGAAGCCACUUUUUCCUAAUUUACAGCUCCAGUAAAUCACAGCAAAGACUUUGUGAGCAGAAAGAAAAACACCCAGAUAAAAUAACAUUUCCUUUUGGGUGUAUCUAUACAUUAAUACAUACAUUAAUAUCUGCAUACGAGUGAGGAAAGGGAUAGAAGUAUCUUGUUGAGAUGUCUGGUGCUGUGCUCUUCAAAAAUGAGUAUCCCCCUUUUAGGCUGUACUUUGUUAUCUAUAUGCACUUUCAUUUCAUGCUAUGUUCCAUCUUUCUUCCCAGUGGGCCCAAAAUGAAGUUCACAAAAAUAUGACAUCAUCCUAAGGAAAACACAACUCAUUCAAAAGACACAUGUAAAAUAUUUAGGCAACCACACUGCAGACAUUUAUCUACUCGGAAAUAAUUCCCAGCUGGUUUACCCCCAACUAAGUGUGUAUGGAAUUUCUUUCAGCCCAAAGGCCAAAUUCCAUUUUGGAAAAACUGCUGGAGGCUGCAUUCCUCUGUUGGUUAAGACGGAAGGCCAAAUUCAGCAGGAGCAGCAGCCACACUUCUGGGUCCACUGGAGUAAUGGCAAAUGGAAGCAAACAAAGCCAAGAUGACACUAUGGCUGACACUGUCAUCCAGCAGGUGGACAAAGGAACUGCUCUUGUCCUUACUUCCACAGAUUGGGCCUGAAGAGAAAUAAGUAGUGAGGAAGGGGCACCCAACAGCAGCAAAGAAGAGAGGAAGCAGCUAUCAUAAGUUUUGAGGUUCUAAUCUACCCAGGCCAUUCUAGUUUAUGCUUAUUGAUUCAUACUGCAAAUCCAAUACAACCAACAUGCUACGUGAGUCACCUUUGAAUUGGAUCACAGGAAUCAACAGAACUUAAUUUAAGGGAACUAAGGGGUUAAGCUUAGCUGCCUUCAUUUUCCGAUCAGGAGUCUAAAAGCUUUAACAGCUGCUCAGGCAGUAACUCAGCAGGUAAGGAUUCCUAUCACUGUCUUACUUUUUUACUUGACAGGAAAAUGGAAGGAGAACAGGUUAAGGAAACUAUGAUAAU